AUGAGAUACUCUGCGCCUACCGUUCCCCUGGCCAUGGGGCUCUUGCUCGGCACUGUCCAGGCCAUGCCCCAGGCGGCCACGACGUCCAAGUGCUCGCACAACAACUGCUUGCGUGCUGUGACCACCGUCACCGUCGUCGACACUGUCGACGUCACCACCCAGACGCUGACGACGACCAUCACCGCCGUCCCCGCACGCAAGCGUGAGGAUGGCGAGAACCAGGAGAAGCGCCAAGUGACGGAGGUCCCCUCGGCCAUGCCCACGUACGCCACCGCGUGCCGCAGCACCGAGGCCUACUCAUCCGCCUGCUCCUGCAUCGGCAUCAGCCCGGCGACCAUUACCGUGGCCACGCCCACCGUCAAGGUCACGUCCACUUCGACCGUGACCGCGCAGGUGACGGUCGGCGUCGUCGAGACGGUGACGACUGUCGUGCCUACGACAGUCAGGAACACCGAGUCCCGCACGCAACUGCAGUCGCCACCGCGGUCGUGCAGCCCCGCCCCUGGGAUCGCUUUAAUGACCCAGAUUCUCCGUGCGGUGGGCGGCCGAGCCAACGGUCGGUUCGCCUACUCGUGGCAGUUUGAGAGCAACGUUGCGUCGCUCGUCCAGAGCUUCGGCAGCCGCGGACAAGCCACCGUCUUCAGUCUCAGCUCCCCCGCCGACAACUCCCUGUUCGUCGAGCAGCACCCACGUCUCGGCCAGCUCCUCGUGUCCAGGGGCGCGGGGGCCUUUGGCGCCGUCUUCAACGCCGACGCGGCGCGGCGCCAGAGCGACAACCUCGUUCCCGUGACCUGCUCCAUCUCGGAGGCGGACUGGGAGCUCAGGUGCGACUUCCAGGGCCAGAGGGACUGGUACUACUGCAACGCGUGGAUGGGCUAUGUGCUGCAGAUUGGCGGUGUUCCCCAUCCAUCGUGGGGUUGCGAGGCCGUCAAGCUGUACGCCGAGCGACCUUGA
Messenger RNA from Verticillium alfalfae VaMs.102, 954 nucleotides. RefSeq lists its product with no specific name. Lineage: Eukaryota; Fungi; Ascomycota; Sordariomycetes; Glomerellales; Plectosphaerellaceae. The transcript has 4 exons. The record is from RefSeq and is a predicted model, not a curated record. The coding region runs from base 1 to 954 and encodes 317 amino acids.